UCCGUGUCGCCCCGGGCUGGGAGCUGCCCAGCCUGGACCCGCCCGGGUGGUGGUCUGCGAAGUGGACGCCUGCAGAGGCCGCCCCAGCUGCCUGCGAGGCACCUGCCCGAGCCCCAGAGCCCCAGAGACCGCCCGCUGCUGCCCGGGCCUCGCCGCCUGCGCCGACAGAGCCCCCACGCGAGAGCCGCCCCGCAGCAUCCAUCUGAGCGCGCGAAGCAGGCCGUCGACGCCCGGGGCCGGGGAGGGGGCCGGUCUGGGCCGCAGAGAAGCCAGGAAGGGCAGCAGCAAAGAUGGGCCAGGCUAGGGAGCUGGGUGGGGACAGGAAUAUGCUUGCCAAUUCAGCCAGCGUGCGGAUUCUGAUCAAGGGAGGCAAGGUGGUGAAUGAUGACUGCACCCACGAAGCCGACGUCUACAUCGAGAAUGGCAUCAUCCAGCAGGUGGGCCGCGAGCUCAUGAUCCCUGGGGGAGCCAAGGUCAUCGAUGCCACCGGGAAGCUGGUGAUCCCCGGAGGCAUUGACACGAGCACGCACUUCCACCAGACCUUCAUGAAUGCCACCUGCGUGGACGACUUCUACCACGGGACCAAGGCCGCGCUCGUUGGAGGAACCACCAUGAUCAUUGGCCACGUCCUGCCUGACAAGGAGACCUCCCUCGUGGAAGCCUACGAGAAGUGCCGGAGCCUGGCCGACCCCAAAGUCUGCUGUGACUAUGCCCUUCAUGUGGGCAUCACCUGGUGGGCGCCCAAGGUGAAAGCAGAAAUGGAGAUGCUGGUGAGGGAGAAGGGUGUCAAUUCAUUCCAGAUGUUCAUGACUUACAAGGACUUGUACAUGCUUCGGGACAGUGAGCUGUACCAAGUGUUCUACGCUUGCAAGGACAUUGGGGCGAUCCCUCGAGUUCAUGCUGAAAAUGGGGAGCUUGUGGCUGAGGGUGCUAAGGAGGCACUAGAUUUGGGUAUCACUGGCCCAGAAGGAAUUGAGAUCAGCCGUCCAGAGGAGCUGGAAGUGGAGGCCACUCAUCGAGUCAUCACCAUUGCAAACAGGACUCACUGUCCCGUCUACCUGGUCAACGUGUCCAGCAUCUCCGCGGGUGACGUUAUCGCAGCUGCCAAGAUGCAAGGGAAGGUGGUGCUGGCCGAGACUACCACUGCACACGCCACGCUGACGGGCUUACACUACUACCACCAGGACUGGUCCCACGCAGCCGCCUACGUCACAGUGCCUCCCCUGAGACUGGACACCAACACGUCCACCUACCUCAUGAGCCUGCUGGCCAAUGACACUCUGAACAUUGUGGCAUCAGAUCACCGGCCGUUCACCACGAAGCAGAAAGCUAUGGGGAAAGAGGACUUCACUAAAAUCCCGCACGGCGUGAGCGGGGUGCAGGACCGCAUGAGCGUCAUCUGGGAGCGAGGAGUGGUCGGAGGAAAGAUGGAUGAGAACCGUUUUGUGGCCGUCACCAGCUCCAACGCAGCCAAGAUCCUCAACCUGUAUCCCCGCAAGGGCCGCAUCCUCCCCGGCGCUGACGCUGACGUGGUGGUGUGGGAUCCAGAAGCGACAAAGACCAUCUCCGCCAGCACCCAGGUGCAGGGGGGAGACUUCAACCUGUACGAGAGCAUGCGCUGCCACGGCGUGCCGCUGGUCACCAUCAGCCGGGGACGCGUGGUCUACGAGAACGGCGUUUUCAUGUGUGCAGAGGGCACCGGCAAGUUCUGCCCGCUGCGGUCCUUCCCAGACACCGUCUACAAGAAGCUGGUCCAGAGAGAGAAGACCUCAAAGGUGAGGGGCGUGGACCGCACCCCCUACCUGGGGGACGUUGCGGUGGUUGUGCAUCCUGGGAAGAAAGAGAUGGGCACCCCGCUGGCAGACACCCCCACACGGCCGGUCACCCGACACGGGGGCAUGCGGGACCUGCACGAGUCCAGCUUCAGCCUCUCUGGUUCUCAGAUUGACGACCACGUCCCUAAGCGAGCCUCGGCCAGGAUCCUCGCGCCCCCUGGAGGCAGAUCAAGCGGCAUUUGGUAAAGGCACCGACCAGCCCCCGCAAGGGAGGAUACACCGCUGCCACCUGCCGCCCGCAGCUGCAGCGGGCAGGAGAGGCUGGGCUGGGCAGCGCACUGCCUACGGGGGCCCCAGGACCCGGGGAGCCCCCUCGCCAGAACGUGAUUCACUAGGCUUCGAGCCGCCCUUAACAGGCACUUUGAGCUGUCCUCCUGCUGUGCUCCUCUCCUGCCGUGGCCUGGGUGGGCUUCUCUGGGCCCUGGAAGCCUACACUAUGCACAGAACCCGAUGCAUAGCACCUGCCCAGCCCCUCCUGUCACCACUGCCUCUUGUACUGGCUCUCGGAAGGCCCAGACUUUAGUGCCCUGGCCCUGGCCACCCGGCCUGGUGUCCAGAGCACUUUAGCAGAUGUGUUUUAUAAGUAAAGACCUCCCUCUCCUACCCCCUUAGACCCUGCGCUGACAUUUCCUAAGUCAGACAGGUGUCCGCUCCCCAGCCAUGCCCGGGACAUCCUGGGUGUGGGUGUGGUCCGGACACCCUGUGCCCUUCCCAGCCUCUUUGCACUCCACACCCAAACCCUCCGGGAGCCCAGGCCCAGAGGGGUCACUGGGCAGGGGUCCGAGGCUGGUGCCAGGCGCGUGUAAAUGGUUUUGUUUUGCACGUUUGGUUUGCGCAGUGGUUUGGUUUGACUUGUUUGUGCAUCCUGUGGAAAAUAACGGUGCUUUGUGUCACUAGCAUAGCAUAGAAACAGGAAUAGAUGUGGUCCGUAGGAGAUGCUGCACUCAGCACCAACCAGAGAGCGCGGGGUGGGGUGGGAAGGCUUGCAGCCCCUCUCGCCCCUGCCCUGGGGUUCUCCAGCUGCUGUAGGCCCUGGGCCCAGGCCCCUUUCUUCCCCUGCCAGUGGGGUUCGCUUCAUUCUGAGAGGGCCCUGGAUCUUGGCCCUGGAGACUUGCAGGCAGCAGGGGGGCCCUUCCCAUCUUUGCCCCUGGUCACUCCCAGCACUAACCCCACAUACACACACACACACACACACACACACUCACCCACACACACCCUCACCCACAGAGCUUGCUGCACCCUCCUCCUGCUGAACAGAGGCCCAACUACUCCUCCUGUGUGACUGGCAAGAGGCCUGAUGCCUGCUGAGAGCAGAAAUUGGUUAGUCAGAGGGGCCAGGGAGGGAGGCUUCACCACGGGGUGUAGUGCCCACACACCCUGCGCAGGUGCAGUGGUGUCCUAUAGUCACUGCCAUCUCCUCACUGGUGGUGGCUUCACCGCCCCGCAUGUCCCUCCCUGCUCCGGAAGCUCCUCAAAGGCUCCCCCUCCAGGAACCACAGAGCCGGAGUGACCCUCAUACACCCCAAGCAAUCUGGGAAGUAGCCUGUCGGCCUGCCCUUGAUACAUCUCAUUUCUCACUCUGGGAAGUGGUUUCAUGUCAUGCCCUGGAUUUGAGCACCCCAGCUUGCAGGAGGCCCCUGGACUCUGGGCUAAUAGUCACACCCUGCACAUGACUGUAGUGCUUUUCAUGUAUCAAAGUGCUUCCAAGUCAAGCUGUCACCUGGUCCUCCUCAUGACAGUGGAAUGUAUACAGUGGCACCUUGGUUCACAGGCACUUUUGUUGCAAACAGUUUGGUUUGUAAACAGAAGCAUUUGGCAAAUAUUUUUCUCAAACUCGGCACUGGAUGACAAAAAGGAUCGAAGCCCUCUUUCCCACACAAACACAAACAUGGCCAUAUUUUCCAAAACUGCAGAGCAAAUUAAGUUCGUGAACCGAGGUAUCACUGUAUUAUUCUCCCCAUUUUACAUAUGUGGGAAUGAGUCACAGAAGAUUUUGACCAUCUGGCCCCAGAAACAGGCCACAACAACCUUAUGGCCCUGGCUGUCUAGCCUUGCUGUGGAGGGGAGGUGUGGGGUGAUGGCUGUUGUUGAUCCCACCAAGAGCAUAACCAACUACAAGACUUACUCCCAGGUAGGCAGUCUGCUUUGUUUUGCACAAGUAGAUAGAUUGUUUUCCCCCCUCAGCUUUGCUGUAAACAAAUGAAUGCAUAUUCUUGAUUUGAGCCAGGACUCAAAAACUGUUGUAGGCUUCCCAUGUGGUUUGAGCUGCAUCCACAUCAUCCAUUCACUCCCAGUGUCCUCAUAUGGGGGCUGAGAGGACAGAGAUAGUAACCCAGGGGUCAGUCAUGGUACACAGAUAGGGGCCUGGACUGGAGAAAGCCACCACGGAUAAGGGAAACCAUGACACUGACCUCUGGUACCAUGCUCAUCUGCUUACCCCUUUUAGCCCUUGCUGGAUCGUGGCCUUGGGCAGAUGCCAAAGAGCCAAGUGGUGGUGGGGCCAGCUGGGCAGAGCACCCUGCUUGGGCUAGCGAAGCUUCACCCUCUCUGAGUGCCUCCACCCAACGAUGCGGGACUCAGGGCACUGAGAGGCUGCAUCUACGAGGAGUCCAUUGUGGGCCUUCCAUUUCAUCCACCCCCACCCUUCCAUAGACCCUGCCCUUGCCUAGGAGCUUCUAGAUGGAAAUCAGAAGGAGGUUCAAGGAGCCAAACGGACAGCCACCCCCAGACCCACCCCCUGCCCCAUGCAGAGCUCCAACCAGCUCUGUCACCAACCCCGAUGGCCCUUGCUGAAACACAGAGGGUCUCUGGUUGCACCGAAUGCAGCUCUCAAACUGGUCUUGUACUUACUGAAUAAAUACUGUUGUUCCUGCCUUAGCUGCUCUCUAGGUUUGUGGGGUUAAGUUACCAGGAAAUUGUGCUACUGUGUGUGCGUGUGUGCGUGUGUGUAGUGCUAGGAGUCCACAGUAGGUCCCUGUCAAGCCGAUGCCGUGAUGAGGGCUUUUCCCAUACUGACCCAGAAACCACAGAACCCCAUACUGACCCAGAAACCACAGAACCGCGUGGAAACCCAAACCCUCUCCAGCUGCUGAGACAGCAGGCACAGCCUGGGGUCAGGAUGGAGCCUCCAGCACCCAAGUGACUUCCUCACUCCUCUGUAAAUGUCAUGGUGCUAAGAUUGUGUCAACCCCAAGACGACACACCGUCCUGUGCUUUGGCCACCGUUUGAGGCAAAAACAAAACAGCCCAACACAUUGUGUUCUGGUACAGGUUUGUAUUAAACUGUAGCUACUUCUUG
Molecule: messenger RNA, 5133 nt
Organism: Cavia porcellus (domestic guinea pig)
Lineage: Eukaryota; Metazoa; Chordata; Mammalia; Rodentia; Caviidae
Gene: Dpysl5
Product: dihydropyrimidinase like 5
Exons: 13
Coding region: 291-2021 (576 amino acids)
Cellular component (GO): cytoplasm
Molecular function (GO): hydrolase activity, acting on carbon-nitrogen (but not peptide) bonds
Source: RefSeq, a predicted model, not a curated record